This is a messenger RNA of Phalacrocorax carbo (great cormorant), 872 nucleotides long. Lineage: Eukaryota; Metazoa; Chordata; Aves; Suliformes; Phalacrocoracidae. The record is from RefSeq and is a predicted model, not a curated record.
CCGGGGCUGUCGUCCGCGGCCCCCGCCCCCGCCGGAGGCAGGACGGAGGCACGGGGGGCCGGGGGCGGCCGCAGCCCCGGCCCCGUGAGGAGGCGUCAGGCGCGGGAGCUCCGCUCGCGCCCGAUCCCGGCUCCGUAUAAAUGGGGGGCGGCGGCAGCGACGGCAGCGCUUCGCCCAGACGGAGCCGGAGCCGGCCCGCAGCGCAGGGCGGCUCGGCGGCGACAGCAGCACCGGCGGCGGCGGCAGCGACACCGGCAGCGGCACGAUGGGCGGCGGUGGCCCCCGGCGGCCUGGCGCUCUGCCGCUGCUGGCGCUGGCGCUGCUGGCGGCGCAGGGCGGCGCGGCGCCCCUGCAGCCCGGCGGCUCCUCCGCGCUCACCAAGAUCUACCCCCGCGGCAGCCACUGGGCUGUGGGACAUUUAAUGGGGAAAAAAAGCACUGGAGAUUUUCCUUAUGUUUAUGAAGAAGAAAACAAGACCCCGUUUUCAGCAUUACCUGAAAAUAUCAAGCAGCUGGAAGACUAUCAGCAGUGGGAAGAAAUCUCAAAAUAUUUGCUACGGCUGCUGGAAGGGAAUGAAAAUAAAAGUGCUCACUUUUUAAAAGGAGAGCUUCCCUGGUAUACCAGGAACACCUGGGAGACAGAUGACAGUAGCAGUUGGAAAGAUAUGAUGGACUAUCUGCUUCAAGUUGUGAAUACGAAAGAGAGCAAUCCAAGCUGAAAGGUCUCUAAAUCAUGAAGAAAUGGAAUACUUUCUGUAAGAGACUAUAUUUCACAAGCACUUGAUUGUAUCAGAUAAUCAGCAAGGUCUCUUUUCUGUAAACAAGAUUUCCUUUGUGUAAAAUAUCUAAAUACACAUAUUCUUGUAUGUUUCA